GUGUGUGUGUGUCAGUAUGUGUGUCAAUGUGUGUGUGUGUUAAUGCAGGUGAAUGUGAAUGCAUGUGGAGUCUUGUUCGCCCCGGCAUGCCUUUUAGAGUCUACUCUAUGACGAAGAGAGAGGGGGACGUCAUACAACGAAACAGCCAAUCAGAGGUUAGCUUUUUAGGCUUGUAAAGACUUUAGUGGAAGUGGCAAAAGCCAGCAGUUUAAAAAAUAAUAAUCCAAAAUGCCCUAUACACCGUCCGGCUUCUUCUGUGACCGGCUGAUCCGGGAGAGAGAGAGAAGAGAUGGAGAAGGAUCCCUCAGCAAGCCCCUGCGCUUCAGCGGACAGGACUUCACCACACUGAAACAAGAGUGCCUCACCAAGAAGUGCCUGUUUGAGGAUGACACCUUCCCAGCCUCCGUGGAGUCUCUGGGGUACAAGGAGCUGGGACACAAGUCCAACAAGGUCAAGAACAUCGUCUGGAGGAGACCCAAGGAGAUCUGUGAGAACCCUCAGUUCAUUGUGGGCGGAGCCAGCAGGACAGACAUUUGCCAGGGAGACCUUGGUGACUGCUGGCUGCUGGCUGCUAUAGCCUGUCUGACUCUGAAUGAGAAGCUUCUCUACCGGGUCGUUCCUCAGGAUCAGAGCUACUCCGAGGGCUAUGGAGGAAUCUUCCACUUCCAGUUCUGGCGCUAUGGCGACUGGGUUGACGUUGUCAUUGACGACCGCAUCCCCACCUUCAACAACCAGCUGGUGUUCACCAAGUCUGCUGAAAGGAACGAGUUCUGGAGCGCCCUGCUGGAGAAGGCCUACGCCAAGCUUCACGGUUCCUACGAGGCCCUGAAGGGCGGUAACACUACGGAGGCCAUGGAAGACUUCACCGGGGGCGUGACAGAGUUCUAUGAGAUGAAGGAGGCGCCCAAGGAGCUGUACAAGAUCAUGAAGAAGGCCCUGGAGAGAGGCUCUAUGAUGGGCUGCUCUAUCGACUCCCUGGUUCCUGCUCGAUUUGAGACGCGCACUGUGACUGGCCUUGUGAAGGGCCACGCCUACUCUGUGACUGCCGUUGAGGAGUCCCAGCACAAAGCGUCUAAGGUGCGUCUGGUGCGACUCAGGAACCCCUGGGGUCAGGUGGAGUGGAAUGGGCCCUGGAGUGACAACUCUAAGGAGUGGGUGUCUCUGUCUAAGGGAGAGAAGGACCAGCUCCAGCAUCAGAGUGCUGAGGACGGGGAGUUCUGGAUGUCCUUUGAGGACUUCAAGAAGAACUACACUAAGAUUGAGAUCUGCAACCUGACCCCUGAUGCCCUGGAGGAUGAUAAGAUCCACAAGUGGACGGUGUCUGUGAACGAGGGUCGUUGGGUCAGAGGCUGCUCUGCCGGGGGCUGCAGGAACUACCCAGAUACAUUCUGGACCAACCCUCAGUUCCGCCUGUGUCUCUUGGAGGAGGAUGAUGACUCAGAGGACAACGAGGUGGCGUGUUCCUUCGUGGUCUCUCUGAUGCAGAAGAACAGACGGAAAGAGAGGAAGUUGGGAGCCAAUCUCUUCACCAUCGGAUUUGCCAUCUACGAGGUGCCGAAGGAGAUGCACGGAAACAAGCAGCACAUGCAGAAGGACUUCUUCCUGUUCAACUCAUCCAAGGCUCGCUGCAAGUCCUACAUCAACCUGAGGGAGGUGACCCAGCGCUUCCGUCUGAGCCCCGGGGAGUACGUGAUCAUCCCGUCUACCUACGAGCCUCACCAGGAGGGAGAGUUCAUCCUCAGAGUCUUCUCCGAAAAGAGGAACACCUCAGAGGAGAUAGAGAACAGGAUCGAGGCUGACCAUACAGUGCCGGCCCCAGCCAAUGCGGGGGAGGAGAGUGAGGAGGACCAGCAGUUCCGGAGCCUCUUUCAGCAGAUAGCCGCGGAUGUGAGUACGGAAAUGGAAGUUACCGCCAACGAGCUGAAGAAUGUCCUCAACAGGGUUGUCUCCAAACAUAAGGACCUGAACACAGAGGGUUUUAGCCUGGAGUGCUGCAGGAGCAUGAUUGCACUCGUGGACAUGGACGGGACGGGCAGACUCAGCCUGCAGGAGUUCAGACAUCUCUGGAACAAGAUCAAGCAGUGGCAGGGGAUCUUUAGACACUACAGCUCGGACCAGGCUGGUAUCAUCAACAGCUACGAGAUGAGAAAUGCUAUCAACGAUGCAGGCUUCCGUCUCAACAACCAGCUGUAUGACAUCAUCACCAUGCGUUACGCCAAUGAGGGUAUGAACAUCGACUUUGACAGCUUCAUCAGCUGUCUGGUCCGGCUAGAAGCCAUGUUCAGGGCGUUCCAGGCUUUUGAUCAGGAUGGUACGAUCAGACUUAGUGUCUUGGAGUGGCUCCAGCUGACCAUGUAUGCCUAGAUUGCCAGACAGGUCUUCUCAGCCGGAUGUCCUCCCAGGUCUCAGGCUUCUCUAAUUUCCUCUCCUGACCAUGUCCCAGUACUGCUGAAACAUCAGUCUCUUCUGAAUCGGCCAUUUUUUUUUUUUUAACACACCCCACUCCUUACCAGAUGUACCGUUCUCUCUCUCAGGCAUCAAACACACAUAACCUCUCUUUUUCUGUCUUCAUACCUCACAGAGCCACCACUCCAUAACCCAUUGAAUAUCUCUUAAAAUAUUCAGUUUUAUUUACACUACUCCAACCCU
Oncorhynchus tshawytscha (Chinook salmon) is the source of this 2649-nucleotide messenger RNA. RefSeq names its product calpain 3a, (p94) (gene capn3a). Gene Ontology annotation, molecular function: calcium-dependent cysteine-type endopeptidase activity; calcium ion binding. The transcript has 22 exons. Lineage: Eukaryota; Metazoa; Chordata; Actinopteri; Salmoniformes; Salmonidae. Gene Ontology annotation, biological process: negative regulation of apoptotic process; proteolysis. The record is from RefSeq and is a predicted model, not a curated record. Gene Ontology annotation, cellular component: cytoplasm. Bases 229 to 2364 code for a protein of 711 amino acids.